GAGUGUCAGUCGCUUCUUCUGUCAGAGCAAAAAGUUAUUGUGUGACUGAUGCAGUGUCACACUCUUCUGCUGGGAUUGAGUUCUUCUGAAACUGGACUUUAGAGAAAUGAUGCUCAUCUUUGGACUGAUGCUGCUGCAAACUGCUGCAUGUCUGGAGUUAAACUGCAGUUUUGAUCAGUCUGAUCCCUGUUACACAGCUCUGGGACACAAACUUAAUCUGAUGAUGGUGCAGGACGCUAGUGAAUAUGACCUGAAGAUACAUAAGAGGAUAUACAACCCACAAGAUGAUCCACGUUGUAGAGUAAAGAAUGGCAGGAUGAGGGAAUGUGAUCUUUAUAAUAACAGACCUGAAGUGACAGUCAUUAAUGGGACUCUGAUAAUAAACCAUGUGAUCAGAGCAGAUUCAGGGAAUUACAGAUUAACGCUCUCUCACUCAGACGGCUCAGAAACAUUUCGAGAUCUUCAAGUGAUUGUUGAAGGUCUGGAUCGGUUCUGCUGGUUUGAUCAGCCUGAUCCUUGUUAUGCAGCUCUGGGACACAAACUCAAUCUGCCAAUGGUGCUGGAUGAUAGUGUAUAUGACCUGAAGUUAAAAAGGAUAAGAAACAUAAACACACAAGAUGGUCCAGACUGUACAAUAAAAUGUGGCAGCAAGAAGAAAUGUGAUCUUUAUAAUAACAGACCUGAAGUGACAGUCAUUAAUGGGACUCUGAUAAUAAACCGUGUGAUCAGAGCAGAUUCAGGGAAUUACAGAUUAACACUCACUCAUCAGGAAUGGGGCGUAGAUCCUUCUAAACAUAUUCAAGUGAUUGUUGAAGCUCCUAUUGGCUCAGUGGAAGUGUCAAUCAUCUGCUCCUCCAGUGGGGUGAUGAGGGUGUUCUGCUCCUCUGAGGGGGAUCAGCUCCUCUACAGCUGGACUCUGAAUGGAGAUCCACUGAUGGUUGGAAACACCAGCAUUGAUCUGGAUGAAGGAACUGAUGGAGACAUCAGCUGCAGCGUGAAGAACCACGUCAGUCACGCACAGAAGACCAUUAGACUCAAACCCUGUCCUGGUCUGGAUCGGUUCUGCAGUUUUGAUCAGUCUGAUCCCUGUUACACAGCUCUGGGACACAAACUCAAUCUGAUGAUGGUGCAGGACGCUAGUAAAUAUGAUCUGCAGUUAAAAAAGACAAUAAACAACAACACAGCAGAUGAUCCAGUUUGUAGAGUAAGAUAUGGCAGGAUGAGGAUGAGUCAGUGUGAUCUUUAUAAUAACAGACCUGAAGUGACAGUCAUUAAUGGGUCUCUGAUAAUAAACCGUGUGAACAGAGCAGAUUCAGGGAAUUACAGAUUAACACUCUCUCACUCAGACGGCACAGAAACAUCUCGAGAUCUUCAAGUGAUUGUUGAAGCUCCUAUUGGCUCAGUGGAAGUGUCAAUCAUCUGCUCCUCCAGUGGGGUGAUGAGGGUGUUCUGCUCCUCUGAGGGGGAUCAGCUCCUCUACAGCUGGACUCUGAAUGGAGAUCCACUGAUGGAUGGAAACAGCAGCAUUGAUCUGGAUGAAGGAACUGAUGGAGACAUCAGCUGCAGCGUGAAGAACCACGUCAGUCACGCACAGAAGACCAUUAGACUCAAACCCUGUCCUGGUCUGGAUCAGUUCUGCAGGUUUGAUCAGUCUGAUCCCUGUUACACAGCUCUGGGACACAAACUCAAUCUGAUGAUGGUGCAGGACGCUAGUAAAUAUGAUCUGACGAUAAUAAAGAGAAUAAACAACAACACAGCAGAUGAUCCAGUUUGUAGAGUAAAGAAUGACAGGAUGAGGAUGAGUCAGUGUGAUCUUUAUAAUAACAGACCUGAAGUGACAGUCAUUAAUGGGUCUCUGAUAAUAAACCGUGUGAUCAGAACAGAUUCAGGGAAUUACAGAUUAACACUCGUUCGCUCAGACGGCUCAGAAACAUCUCGAGAUCUUCAAGUGAUUGUUGAAGCUCCUAUUGGCUCAGUGGAAGUGUCAAUCAUCUGCUCCUCCAGUGGGGUGAUGAGGGUGUUCUGCUCCUCUGAGGGGGAUCAGCUCCUCUACAGCUGGACUCUGAAUGGAGAUCCACUGAUGGAUGGAAACAGCAGCAUUGAUCUGGAUGAAGGAACUGAUGGAGACAUCAGCUGCAGCGUGAAGAACCACGUCAGUCACGCACAGAAGACCAUUAGACUCAAACCCUGUCCUGGUAUGGAUCGGUUCUGCAGUUUUGAUCAGUCUGAUCCCUGUUACACAGCUCUGGGACACAAACUCAAUCUGCUGAUGGUGCAGGACGCUAGUAAAUAUGACCUGAUGUUAACAAAGAGAAUAAACUACACACAAGAUGAUCCAGUUUGUAGAGUAAAGAAUGACAGGAUGAGGAUGAGUCAGUGUGAUCUUUAUAAUAACAGACCUGAAGUGACAGUCAUUAAUGGGUCUCUGAUAAUAAACCGUGUGAUCAGAGCAGAUUCAGGGAAUUACAGAUUAUCACUCUUUCACUCAGACGGCACAGAAACAUCUCGAGAUCUUCAAGUGAUUGUUGAAGGUCUGGAGUUAAACUGCGGUUUUGAUCAGUCUGAUCCCUGUUACACAGCUCUGGGACACAAACUCAAUCUGAUGAUGGUGCAGGACGCUAGUAAAUAUGAUCUGAAGAUAAUAAAGAGAAUAAACAACACAGCAGAUGGUUCAGUUUGUAGAGUAAAGAAUGACAGGAUGAGGACGGGUGAAUGUGAUCUUUAUAAUAACAGACCUGAAGUGACAGUCAUUAAUGGGACUGUGAUAAUAAACCGUGUGUUCAGAGCAGAUUCAGGGAAUUACAGAUUAAGACUCGAGAGCUCAGACGGCACAGAAACAUUUCGAGAUCUCCAAGUGAUUGUUGAAGCUCCUAUUGGCUCAGUGGAAGUGUCAAUCAUCUGCUCCUCCAGUGGGGUGAUGAGGGUGUUCUGCUCCUCUGAGGGGGAUCAGCUCCUCUACAGCUGGACUCUGAAUGGAGAUCCACUGAUGGAUGGAAACAGCAGCAUUGAUCUGGAUGAGGGAACUGAUGGAGACAUCAGCUGCAGCGUGAAGAACCACGUCAGUCACGCACAGAAGACCAUUAGACUCAAACCCUGUCCUGGUCUGGAUCAGUUCUGCAGUUUUGAUCAGUCUGAUCCCUGUUACACAGCUCUGGGACACAAACUCAAUCUGAUGAUGGUGCAGGACGCUAGUAAAUAUGAUCUGAAGAUAAUAAAGAGAAUAAACAACAAAAAAGAUGGUCCAGUCUGUAGAGUAAAGAAUGACAAGAUGAGGAAGACUGAAUGUGAUCUUUAUAAUAACAGACCUGAAGUGACAGUCAUUAAUGGGACUCUGAUAAUAAACCGUGUGAUCAGAGCAGAUUCAGGGAAUUACAGAUUAAAACUCUCUCUCUCAGACGGCACAGAAACAUCUCGAGAUCUUCAAGUGAUUGUUGAAGGGUCAACUACUGCAGCUGUGACCUCUGUGACCUCUAAUGUGACCUCUAAUGUGACCUCUGCAGUAACCAGAAGCUCACAGACAUUAGAAAAUGUUUUGCUCAUUGUGAUUGCUUUUGGCUGCGCUGCUCUGAUGCUGAUUCUGCUGUUCACCAUCGUAUGUUACGUUUACAAGAAAAAACAGCUGAAGUCAACACCAGCCCCUGCUGGAGAUACAGAGCUCAUGUACACUAAUAUUCCUGAGAAAAAGGAUGAAAAAAUGACAACAGACGAAAAGAUGGACUCCGCCAAUGUACCGGUGCCCAGGAUGGACUGGAAUUCCCUCGAUUUGCCUGACUCAUGGAGGAGAUUCCGACAACACGCAGAUCUGAUGUUCAAAGGCCCAUUCCACGAAAAAUCGGAGGAGGAACAUUGCAGCUAUCUCCUGUUAUGGAAUCGCUCCCGGCUGCUGAUGGGGAAUACGCUGCGGUGCGACCACGGACAAAGAGGAAGAAAAAGGAGGAGGAAGAGGAGGUCCAGAAUGGCGAGGUGACAUUCGCUUCGAACCACUCAGUCACUCCAAUGCAGCCUCAGGAGGAGAGAAGUAUUUACGCACAGGUACAAAGACGCUAGUCUCACAAUAACAAGAUCGCACUUUACCUGGGAAACCAAGUGCUUUUUUCACUUAUGUUUGACUUUGUGAGUUUUAUGGAUUGUAUUAAGCACAUAUCUCUUUGCAGUUGUAAAUUAUUUUGUGUGAUGUAUUGUAUGUUGAUAUGAACUGUAGAGCAAGGGCUUCAUGAGAUGGUUAAUAAGCAAGAGAAUGAAAAGAAGAGGAAACCAAAUGCAAGUUAUUUUUUCUCAAUCUACUGAGCUCUUCUAUUUUUAGCACUUCUCGAUUACCAGCUGCGACUUUAUGACGCCCAGGAAAGCUUAAACGUGAGUCAGCUUGUAAUCAUGAAUAUUGAGGAGGUCAUCGAGUUGCUCAAUAAUCAUGAAAGCAGCAGUUUGGUGAUUUUGAAUCAAUAAAACAUUUUUAGUUCAAAAUUCUAAAUAUAGUAGUUAUGAAGAGAGUUUAAGGGUGAUAUGAGAGAGUUAAAACGAGGGGUUAAAACAGUUCAAAUAUCUGCAUUCGUCUGUCUGGAGUGUGUUGAAACAGUCACGUGCUUUUAACCUUUAAAUCAGGGUCAGAAAAUAAAAACAUUCAAAACAAAAUGAAACAAAAAAAUUCAAGAUGAAGUGGAAAAAAUUGCAACUGCACAAUUAAACAAUUGAUUAUCACUUA
Molecule: messenger RNA, 4699 nt
Organism: Carassius auratus (goldfish)
Lineage: Eukaryota; Metazoa; Chordata; Actinopteri; Cypriniformes; Cyprinidae
Exons: 17
Coding region: 107-3967 (1286 amino acids)
Cellular component (GO): cell-cell junction; membrane
Source: RefSeq, a predicted model, not a curated record